Molecule: messenger RNA, 1592 nt
Organism: Nicotiana tabacum (common tobacco)
Lineage: Eukaryota; Viridiplantae; Streptophyta; Magnoliopsida; Solanales; Solanaceae
Source: RefSeq, a predicted model, not a curated record
ACUUUACACUUUGACUCUCCCUUUAUAAGCACAAACACCGUCCACAUAACUAGCUAUAUUAUUCCCACAAGGCAGAAAAUAGAAAGAGUAGCAAAAAAUGAUGAGAAAUAGGAGAGAAGAAUUAUACGUUACCGUUCCGAGCCUUUUCCGAUGUCCGAUAUCAAUGGACGUAAUGAAGUCUCCGGUAAGUCUCUGCACCGGCGUCACAUACGAUCGUAACUCCAUUCAAACUUGGCUUUCCCAAGGCCACAAUACCUGUCCCGCCACCAUGCAAAUCCUUCCCUCCACCGAUUUCACACCUAACCUCACUCUCCGGCGACUCAUCAACGUAUGGCUUCAGCAUCAGCCGGCUAACUCACCCUCUGCCGCCACCACGCCGUCUUCCUCUCCCGCCGUCUCAAAGUCAGAAGUUCUCGAAAUUGUCAAAAAUAUCAACGGCGAGAAUCGGUUGAGUUCGUUGAAUCGGUUGAGUUCGUUGGUGAAGAUUGCGGAGUUCGUGAAGUAUUCCGAUGAGAAUCGGAGAUUUUUUGUUAAUUCGAGUGGUGCGAUAGCGAAUGUUGUUGGCGUUUUGGUGGAUUCUGAUGUGGUUGAGAUUUGUGAAACUGUUAUUGCGGUUUUGGAUUUGGUUGUAUUAGAGAAUGGAGUUAAAGAGCAGUUGAAUAAGGAGGUUUUGCGGAGCGAUCGAGAUUUUCUCUCAAAGUUUCUACUGAUUCUUCGAAAAGGAAAACUGAGUUCGCGCAUUCAAACCGCUCGGAUUCUGGAAUUCAUCGCACUAGACGCCGAUUCGCAGCGAAAAUUCGUUGAGGAUCAAGGUUUACUCUACGAAUUGCACGUAUUCACCCGCACAGAAACCAACAGGUUCGCGGUCGAGGCCGGUUUAUCAGCUCUAAUCGCGAUCUCAACCACCAGACCAGCGAGAAAAGAGCUAGUCCGGUUCGGAAUCGUGCAAACCGUCGGGAAAAUCCUUAGCGGUUCGGACUCCGCUAGAGUGGUGGUGGAGAAGUCGCUGAAGCUGUUGGAAACGGUGGCGACAUGUACGGAAGGGAGGGCGGCGAUAGGGAAGGACGAGGAGUGCUUGAUGGCAGUAGUUACGAGGCUCAUGAAGAGCUCGAGGGCGGCGACAGAGCACGGCGUGACUGUACUGUGGAGCGUAUGCUGCUUGGCGCGUGAUACGGCGGCGCGUGAGGUUGUAGGGAAGGUCAAUGGGCUGACCAAGGUGUUGCUGGUGAUGCAGAGUGAUUGCUCCACCGGUGCACGGCAGACGUGUGGGGAAUUGGUCAAAGCAUUGCGAGUGGUGAAUAAUAAUACUAGUAAGAAUUAUUCAAAGUCGUGUUUGGCGAGUUAUGAUACCAAGACUACUCACAUCAUGCCCUACUGAAAAUAUAUUAAAUUAAAUGCCACUCCUAAUUGUUUUGACUGACCAAACCAAAAGAAUCAAACAACACUAGCUUUCUUUAUUAGUAUUUGUUUUUAGAAAUUGGAUUAGGUAGAUUCAUGUUGUAAAUUCAAAGAAAUUUCGCUAAUGAUACAAUGACAUUAAAUUGUUCAAUACAUCAAAAGCUCAUGACUAUUAUUGUUACUGUAACUGGUUA